UCUCGAGUUGCUUGUCUCAAGUCACUUCUUUACAAUAUGUGAGCUGCAAGACUUCGUUGUGUUCAUUGUUCUCCAUGGUGGCUGGCUCCCUGUUUGGCACAAACUCAUUAGAUGUUUGUUGAAUGAAUAAGUGGAUGUGGGCAAAUUGAAAGUUUAUCCAGGCAGAGGAUCAGUUAAAAUCUAAAGCUAUCUUCAAUAAAGUGGUGAGUCCAGAACACUAUUCCAUCUUGCGAUUUCCUGCUCCAAAUGACUCAGUUCUUCGAAAUGUGCACUGUGCUGAGACUUGGGGAGCCAAGACUGGGAUGUUGGUGAAGUAGGGAGGGAGAGUACAAAGGGGAAAGUCCCAGCAAAAAAGGGCUCCAGAGUUGUACAAUUUUUUAGUCCAUGUAAGUGACACCUCCUGGAGUUGUAUAACCUACAAUCAAAGCACUCCUCCCAACUGUGGGGAGGAGAGUUAGAUCAUGCAUUUGUCCCAUCCAACUCCAUUCACAGGACACCAGACAUCAGAGACAGAGAGAAAAACUCAAGGGGCCAACCUGACUUGUCUUUGGGCAGGUGUUCUCUAGACCAGAAGUAGCUGUGAAGAGCAAAAGGAUGGGGCAGCCAUCUCUGACUUGGAUGCUGAUGGUGGUAGUGGCCUCUUGGUUCAUCACAGCUGCAGCCACUGACAACUCAGAAGCAAGAGCAAAGUGCAACUGCCCUGCCAGGUGGAGUUGGAGGACUACUCAGAGAGGAGGCAACACUGAGCCGGGUCCUGAGGAAGGUUUCACCAGGCAGGGAAGAUGGUGCUCCGAAUGUCACAGCAAUGCCAUCUGCUUGGAGGAAGGGGCCGUGACGACGUGCACCUGCCAGGAGGGCUUCACUGGCGACGGCCUGACCUGCGUGGACCUGGAUGAGUGCGCCAUUCCGGGGGCUCAUAACUGCUCGACCAACAGCAGCUGCGUAAAUUCGCCAGGCUCCUUCUCCUGCGUCUGCCCCGAAGGCUUCCGCCUGUCGCCCGGGCUGGGCUGCACAGACGUGGAUGAGUGCACAGAACCUGGGCUUAGCCACUGCCACGCCCUGGCCACGUGUGUCAAUGUGGUGGGCAACUACUCCUGCUUGUGCCCCGCGGGCUACUGGGGGGAUGGGUGGCACUGUGAGUGUUCCCCGGGCUCCUGCGGGCCGGGGCUGGACUGCGUGCCCGAGGGCGAUGCGCUCGUGUGCGCAGAUCCGUGUCAGGCACACCAAAUCCUGGACGAGUACUGGCGUAGCACCGAGUACGGGGCGGGCUACACCUGCGACACGGACCUGCGCGGCUGGUACCGCUUCGUGGGCCAGGGCGGCGUGAGCCUGGCUGAGACCUGCGUGCCCGUCCUGCGCUGCAACACGGCCGCCCCCAUGUGGCUCAAUGGCACCCAUCCGUCCAGCGACGAAGGCAUCGUGAGCCGCAAGGCCUGCGCGCACUGGAGCGACCAUUGCUGCCUGUGGGAUGCAUCAGUCCAGGUGAAGGCCUGCGCCGGCGGCUACUAUGUCUACAACCUGACAGCGCCCCCCGAGUGUCACCUGGCCUACUGCACAGACCCCAGAUCCGUGGAGGGGACGUGUGAGGAGUGCAGUAUAGACGAGGAUUGCAAAUCGGAUAACGGCAGAUGGCACUGCCAGUGCAAACAGGACUUCAACAUCACUGAUAUUUCCCUCCUGGAGCACAGGCUGGAAUGUGGGGCCAAUGACAUGAAGGUGUCCCUGGGCAAGUGCCAGCUGAAGAGUCUGGGCUUUGAGAAGGUCUUCAUGUACCUGAGUGACAGCCGGUGCUCAGGCUUCAGUGACAGAGACAACAGGGACUGGAUGUCCAUAAUGACCCCAGCCCAGGAUGGCCCCUGUGGGACAGUGUUGACGAGGAAUGAAACCCAUGCCACUUACAGCAACACCCUCUACCUGGCAGAUGAGAUCAUCAUCCGUGACCGCAACAUCAAAAUCAACUUUGCAUGCUCCUACCCCCUGGACAUGAAAGUCAGCCUGAAGAACUCCCUGCAGCCAAUGGUCAGUGUCCUGGACAUCAGAGUGGGUGGGACAGGCAUGUUCACUGUGCGGAUGGCCCUCUUCCAGAACCCUUCCUACACGCAGCCCUACCAAGGCUCCUCCGUGACGCUGUCCACUGAGGCUUUUCUCUAUGUGGGCACCAUGUUGGAUGGGGGAGACCUGUCCCGAUUUGCACUGCUCAUGACCAACUGCUAUGCCACACCCAGUGGCAAUGCCACGGACCCCCUCAAGUACUUCAUCAUCCAGGACAGAUGCCCACACACUAAAGACUCAACUAUCCAAGUGGUGGAGAACGGGGAGUCCUCCCAGGGCCGAUUUUCCGUCCAGGUGUUCCGGUUUGCUGGAAAUUACGACCUAGUCUACCUGCACUGUGAAGUCUAUCUCUGUGACACCAUGAAUGAAAAGUGCAAGCCUACCUGCUCUGGGACCAGAUUCAGAAGUGGGAGUGUCAUAGAUCAAUCCCGUGUCCUGAACUUGGGUCCCAUCACACGGAAAGGUGUCCAGGCCACAGUCUCAAGGGCUGCUUUUAGCAGCUUGGGGCUCCUGAAAGUCUGGCUGUCUCUGCUUCUCUCCACCACCUUGACCCUGACAUUUCAGUGACUGACAGCAGAAAGCCCUAUGCUCCAUGGCUGCCAGCUCACUUCCUGCUGGGCAGAGGGCACGAUACAGGGCAGCGCUCCAGCCACGGAAAAGGGAGUUCAUGCUUUGGUCAGCCUGUCUUCUUUUCUCCCCCUUCAUCCUGGCUGUCAAGAAACAGCCUGUGUCUUUAAGUGCUGCUUUCUUUCAAAAUGGGACUUGUCAUGGUGUACCCUGAGGCCCCUGUCUCCUAAGAGAAUGUGGCAAAAUAAUGAUUUUUAAUCUC
Messenger RNA from Callithrix jacchus (white-tufted-ear marmoset), 2881 nucleotides. RefSeq names its product uromodulin (gene UMOD). The record is from RefSeq and is a predicted model, not a curated record. Gene Ontology annotation, molecular function: calcium ion binding. Lineage: Eukaryota; Metazoa; Chordata; Mammalia; Primates; Cebidae.